This is a messenger RNA of Lontra canadensis (Northern American river otter), 1398 nucleotides long. It is a transcript of the gene CPA6, whose product is annotated as carboxypeptidase A6. The transcript is spliced from 10 exons. Gene Ontology annotation, biological process: proteolysis. NCBI's taxonomy places the organism in Eukaryota, Metazoa, Chordata, Mammalia, Carnivora, Mustelidae. The record is from RefSeq and is a predicted model, not a curated record. Bases 293 to 1165 code for a protein of 290 amino acids. Gene Ontology annotation, molecular function: metallocarboxypeptidase activity; zinc ion binding.
UCCAUAUUCCCCAAAAUGGUUCCCAAGCCCUGUUAGCAUUCUUACAGGAAGCCAACAUCCAGUACAAGUGGAUUGGCAGAAGAGAAAGCCACAAAAGAAUCUAUCCUUGAGAGAGUCCAAUUUCUAUCAGGGCAAGAAUACGAGAGGAGAGAGUUCUCUGAAGAGGGUCCUCAUAGAAGAUCUUCAGAACACACUGGAAAAGGCAAGCAGUUUGCGAACCCAGAGAAAUCGAAGAUACCUGUCUGGAUAUAAUUAUGAAGUUUAUCACUCCUUAGAAGAAAUUCAAAAUUGGAUGCGUCAUCUAAAUAAAACUCAUUCAGGUCUCAUUCACAUGUUCUCUAUUGGAAAAUCAUAUGAGGGAAGGUCUCUAUAUGUUUUAAAGCUGGGCAGAAGGUCACGAACUUACAAAAGAGCUGUCUGGAUAGACUGUGGUAUUCAUGCAAGAGAAUGGAUUGGUCCUGCUUUUUGCCAGUGGUUUGUAAAAGAAGCUCUUCUAACAUAUAGGAGUGACCCAACCAUGAGAAAAAUGUUGAGUCAUCUGUAUUUCUAUAUCAUGCCUGUGUUUAACGUUGAUGGAUACCAUUUUAGCUGGACCAGUGAUCGAUUUUGGAGAAAAACAAGGUCAAGGAACUCAAGGUUUCGCUGCCGUGGAGUUGAUGCCAAUCGUAACUGGAAAGUGAAAUGGUGUGAUGAAGGAGCUUCUAUGCACCCUUGUGAUGAUACAUACUGUGGACCUUUCCCAGAAUCUGAGCCAGAAGUGAAAGCUGUAGCCACUUUCCUCCGAAAACACAGGAAGCACAUUAGAGCUUACCUCUCCUUUCAUGCAUAUGCUCAGAUGUUGCUGUAUCCCUAUUCUUACAAAUACGCAACAAUCCCCAACUUUAGCUGUGUGGAAUAUGCAGCUUAUAAAGCUGUGAAUGCACUUCGGUCAGUAUAUGGGGUACAGUAUAGAUACGGACCUGCCUCCAGCACCUUGUAUGUGAGCUCUGGUAGCUCAAUGGAUUGGGCCUACAAAAACGGAAUACCCUACACAUUUGCUUUUGAACUUCGUGACACUGGACAUUUUGGAUUUUUACUUCCAGAGGUGCUCAUCAAACCAACCUGUACAGAGACCAUGCUGGCUGUGAAGAAUAUCACAAUGCACCUCCUAAAGAAAUGUCCCUGAGACCCAAAGGUCGGGUCAACCACCAGACAGCUGGUUCUCUGCAAGAGCUACUUAUCAGUGGGGGGAAAUUGUUUUUAAAAAGAAGGGCAACUUCUUAGAACAUAUCUGUGGACUUUAAAAGGACGUACUUUAUGCAAUUCAAGUUUCUGUGGCAAUACAAAAUUGGUUAAAAGAAUCUGAGCAUAGCCUAGUUUGCUGUAAAAGAAAUUCUCUGUUUUAUAUCAUUUUGAGUC